Molecule: messenger RNA, 1400 nt
Organism: Aspergillus piperis CBS 112811
Lineage: Eukaryota; Fungi; Ascomycota; Eurotiomycetes; Eurotiales; Aspergillaceae
Exons: 2
Coding region: 102-1277 (391 amino acids)
Source: RefSeq, a predicted model, not a curated record
UUUUUAUUGGUCGUAUCGUCCGGCAUCGUGAGCGCGUACAGUCGCAUUAAACCCGCGAUCGGAGCGCACUCAGCUUUUCCACUACAACGUCACACAAGAUAAUGACCGAUCCCACUUCCGACGCACCUGCUAUGGACGAGUUCGCGCAGACUCGAGGUGGCGAUGACCUCUUCGACGAUGAGAUCGUCCCCGUUCCCGCCGUUGAACAGCAACCUGAACCCGAAGUCCACACGGAACCUGCCCCCGCUCCUGUUGUCGAAAGCGAUGCGCCGCCACCUGCUCGAACUGAUACCCCAUCAUCACGGUCUCGUGGAGGCGAAAGGCGAGGACGGGGUCGAGGCAGAGGACGUGGUGGGCGGGGAUCGCAUAAUGGAGGCCGUCGGGGGGAUGGGGCUGUGAAGAACAAGCCCGUCGAAAGUGCUCCUGAGCAUGAGAAUAAGAAUGAGGAGGGUUCGACUCCGGAGUCGCCGGCUGAGGGAGAUCAGAAUGGCAAGGAGGAAACAACGGCGUCGGAUCCCAAGCAGGCUGCAGCUCCAGAGGGACCGCGCGUGCCUGCGGUUCGCGGAGACAGAAGUGCUACAGGUGGUUUAAAAAAGCCGAAGCUUACGGAGGAAGAACUCUCCCGUCGCAUCGCUGCCGCCAAAGAAAACGCUGCCAAAGUUGCCGCUGCACAUGCUCGAGCUGAGGCAGACCAAGCGUCGUUCCUUGAGCGCGAGAAGGUCGCCGAAGAAAAGCGACGCCAGGAACGCCAGCAUCGCAAGGCCAUGGACAAUGAACGGGAGCGUAACCGACUGCGCAAACUGGGUGCCUUGAACGGAAGGGAGUGGGACGCCGAGAAGAAGGAGGAACAUUACAAUCCCCGUGGUGGCAGGGGUGGCUUCCGACGAGGUAUGCACGGCGGUGUGUCUGGGUACGCCCGACGCGACUUUGAUUCCCAGCCCAGUGAAGAAGCCAGUGAAGACGCCCGUCCUCCUCAUCAUCGCGGCCGCGGACGUGGUGGUCGAGGUGGACGUGGCCGCGGUGGACAUCGCGGGCCUCGAGGAGAUAUUGCAGCGUCCGAUGGUGCUGCUGAUCAGCCUGCUUCGGGUGAAACCAAGCCUAAAGCAUCUGCUCCAGUGAUCAAUAACGAGUCUGAGUUCCCUUCUCUACCUGGAAGUGAGAAGAAAGAGAAGGAGAAGGCUGGUGAGGAAGCGCCCGCUACCCCUGAUCUGCUCAAGUCGGACUCCUUGUCACCAGUGGCGGGAGCUUCCUGGGCCGAUCAAGUCGAGUCUCAGUAAUCAUACAUUUACGAAUCUGCCUGAUUUCCUGAUCAUUGUCAUAUGAUUUCAAGUCCAAUCUGCGCCAAAGACACAUGAAUUCUUGCACUCAUAUUCCCCCUAAACAGUACUUGUUGCUUGCUU